AUGGCCGAGUCUCUCAUCACUAAAGAAGAAGCAGGAGGAUACUACUACGGACUUAACAGCCACCCAAAACUUGUGGCCAGAUCUGACAUAGAAGAUAAGCCUUGGAGCGCUCGUUGUGAUGGCUGGACGGUGCAGAAGACGAUCGAUCCCAUUGGGAACCACGCAAUUGUUCCUCUCUGGAACAAAGCGGACAGCAACAUGCGGACGGGCAUUAUCGCUACACUGAGAGACCUCAACUGGACGGCGAUCAAUAUCCUUCGACUGGGAUACGCCAGACGUCUUAACACUUUGAAUGAGCCAGAUGACAUGUUCCCCAAGCUCCUUAUCUCCGUCCAGCCUGAGUCUACUUCUUGGCAGUCUGGGUACACCACCACCCUGCAAUGUCGACAAGUCCUUCGGGAACACUGGAUCAAUGAUGUUGAAGUUGAAAUGAUGGAAGCUUGGGUUUCGAGGUGCAACUCUCCUCGGCUAACAUCCCAGCCCAUCACAGAGUAUAUCCAAGAGGCGGCACAGCUUUCUGAGUUUCUUGGCGCUUCUAUUGCAAGUGAAGCCUCUCCUACAUUCGAAGGCACAAAGGGAUUCUACGUGCGCCUUAAAGACACGGACAAACUGCUUGCUGUUACCUGCCGUCAUGCAUUACUCGAUACCUUCCCGGAUGUCGAUUAUCGCCAUUCAGUCAAUGCUCCAAACAUGGUGAUUCAGCCAGGACAAAUAACAUACAAGGCGACAGUUGAAUUCCUGGCAUCUUUUACAAAAAUGCUCGAAGAGCGCUUCGAUACGCUUACCCCAGCUAAGAUGGAGGAGUUAAGAAUCCUACGAGGCUUAAAGGCAAACUACGAUCAAAUUAACGACUUGGAAUUGCGUAUUAUUGGUCACGUCUUAUUAUCUCCCGAGUAUAGUCUCAGUACUUCUACGCCAAACGUCACUUGGAUCAGGGAUUGGGCGUUAGUUGAACUACACCCAGACAGGCACGAAACGGCGUUGAGCGAGAUCAAGAACAGGGUCGUGGCAGGCCCUCGCGCCAAAGGACAGCUUUUUCAGGCCCUCUUUCAUGAACACAGCGCUGAUCACCAAACACACGUUGAGGGUAUGUUCGUCGAUUAUCCCACGAACACCUAUGAGCUCACUAAACCUGUGCAAGAACAUAAGAUAAGACAGCCGUUUAAAGCAGCUCGGAAUCUGAAAAAUGAGCCCCCUAUGGUAGUAGCAAAGUUUGGUCGAACUACAGGUCUUACCUUUGGUGUCGCAAAUGAGGCCAAGUCAGUUCUUCGAAAGAUGUUAGCAGGAGAGAUGGUUGCGUCUGAUGAAUUGUGUAUCAUUGGACAAAAGAAGAAAGAAGGCUUAUGCCGGGAAGUCUUCUCUUCCAAAGGAGACUCUGGAGCGUGCAUCCUAGACAUGUAUGGUCAGGUUACUGGCAUGUUAACGUCGGGAAUGGAAGCCCAGAAUGAAGAUGCCUUUGAGAUCACCUAUGCUACUCCAAUUGAGUGGUUACUGAAGGACAUUCGGGGCUACGGGCUUGAGGUUACGCUGGCAUAA
This is a messenger RNA of Fusarium mangiferae, 1536 nucleotides long. RefSeq lists its product as uncharacterized. Lineage: Eukaryota; Fungi; Ascomycota; Sordariomycetes; Hypocreales; Nectriaceae. Bases 1 to 1536 code for a protein of 511 amino acids. The record is from RefSeq and is a predicted model, not a curated record. The transcript has a single exon.